This is a messenger RNA of Daphnia pulicaria, 3940 nucleotides long. It is a transcript of the gene AlaRS, whose product is annotated as alanine--tRNA ligase, cytoplasmic-like. The record is from RefSeq and is a predicted model, not a curated record. Gene Ontology annotation, biological process: tRNA modification; alanyl-tRNA aminoacylation. Gene Ontology annotation, cellular component: mitochondrion; cytoplasm. Bases 111 to 3647 code for a protein of 1178 amino acids. The transcript has 19 exons. Gene Ontology annotation, molecular function: aminoacyl-tRNA deacylase activity; alanine-tRNA ligase activity; nucleic acid binding. NCBI's taxonomy places the organism in Eukaryota, Metazoa, Arthropoda, Branchiopoda, Diplostraca, Daphniidae.
GACACGUGGAACCUUCCUGUGAGAUCGGUAUAAGUAAUUUUGCAUUUGAUUACAUCAGUUAAAAUAACAUUUUUGCGUAAGCUAAAAUCAUAUACCUAAAGUGCAGCAGCAUGGACACCUCACUUUCUGCUGCCAAAAUCCGUCAGAUGUACAUGGACUUCUUCAUUGAGAAGAAAAGUCACAUUUAUGUCCACUCAUCAUCAACUAUCCCAAAAGAUGACCCCACUCUGCUGUUUGCAAAUGCGGGUAUGAAUCAGUUCAAGCCACUCUUCCUUGGAACUGUUGACCCCAACAGUGAUAUGUCUAAAUGGAUUCGAGUAGUUAAUACACAAAAGUGUAUUCGUGCUGGUGGAAAGCAUAAUGAUUUGGAUGAUGUUGGAAAAGAUGUGUACCAUCACACCUUCUUUGAAAUGUUGGGAAAUUGGUCAUUUGGCGAUUACUUCAAGAAAGAAGUUUGUACAUGGGCCUGGGAACUACUAACUGAUGUAUUUCAACUGCCAAAGGAUCGUCUUUAUGUAACCUAUUUUGGUGGCAAUGAGAAUGCAGGACUUCAGCCGGAUGAAGAAUGUAGGCAAAUAUGGUUAUCUCUCGGACUGCCAGCUGAACGCAUUUUGCCUGGAUCAAUGAAAGAUAAUUUCUGGGAAAUGGGUGAUGUGGGUCCUUGUGGACCUUGUUCAGAAAUCCAUUUUGACAGAAUUGGAGGAAGAGAUGCUGCCCAUCUGGUGAACAUGGAUGACCCAGAUGUAUUGGAAAUCUGGAAUCUCGUGUUUAUGACCUUUAAUCGAGAAACCGAUUCUUCUCUCAAGCCAUUGCCAAGGAAGCAUAUUGAUUGCGGGAUGGGAUUUGAACGUUUGGUUUCUGUUAUUCAAGAUAAACGAAGUAAUUACGAUACUGACAUUUUUCAGCCGAUUUUUGAAGCCAUCCAAAAGGGAACCAACGCUCCAGCGUAUCAGGGUAAAGUUGGAGCAGAAGACGUGAAUGGUGUUGACAUGGCUUAUCGUGUGUUGGCAGAUCAUGCGCGUACGCUUACGAUUGCUCUUUCCGACGGUGGGCGACCUGAUAAUGUUGGCAGAGGGUAUGUACUUCGUCGAGUACUUCGUCGUGGAGUUCGUUACGCGACCGAGAAACUAAAUGCCAAACCAGGAUUCUUUGCGAGCCUGGUUCCAACAGUUUGUCAAGUUCUGGGCUCAACAUUCCCUGAGGUCAACAGGGAUCCUCAACUGGUAAUUGAUAUCAUCAACGAUGAAGAAACUCAGUUUUUGAAGACCCUCACUCGAGGUCGAGAUUUACUAGAACGAACAAUCUCAAAACUCAAUGGUCAAACCACUCUUCCUGGUGACGUUGCUUGGCGAUUGUACGAUACAUACGGGUUUCCUGUCGAUUUAACUCAGCUUAUGAGUGAAGAAAAGGGUCUGUCAAUCGAUAUGGUAGCUUAUGAAGAAGCUAAGAAACAAGCACAGCUGCUUUCUCAAGGUAAAGGUUCGGGUGUCGAUGACACAAUCGCCUUUGACGUACAUGCCAUCACAGAACUGCAAAACAAAGGAGUUCCUCCCACUGAUGAUUCGUUUAAGUACAACUAUAAAAGCGUGUCUGAUGCCGUCGACAGUCCAUACGAAUUUGAUGUGUGCACCAGCAAGGUUAUCGCAAUUCGAUUCCAGAAAGCUUUCCAUGAAGAAGUUUCCAGUGGUGUAGAAUGCGGAAUUCUUUUGGAUCGAACUUCUUUCUAUGCAGAGAGCGGAGGCCAAGCAUACGAUGAAGGUUUCAUUACCAAAAUCGGCGAUGAGGGAACCGAGUUCACUGUAAAAAAUGUGCAAGUCCGUGGUGGAUAUGUUAUCCAUUUAGGCAACGUGGAAGGUACCUUGCGAGUUGGCGACGAGGUCAAACUCAGCAUUGAUCAAUCCAGAAGAAGAUUGAUUAUGAGCAAUCACACUGGAACUCACGUUCUCAAUUACGCAUUGAGACAAGUUGUCGGCAAUGAAGCCGAUCAACGAGGAUCUCUUGUGGCUCCCGAUCGAAUGCGUUUCGAUUUUACCAAUAAGGCUGCGAUGACCGUAGAUCAAGUAAAGCAGACAGAGCGGAUUGCUAAUGAAAUGAUCCGCAAAAACCAGGAAGUGUACGCCAAAGAAUCGUCUUUGGUGGUAGCUAAAGCUGUUCAAGGACUUCGUGCAGUAUUUGAAGAAACAUAUCCCGACCCGGUUCGCGUCGUUUCCAUAGGUAUCCCUGUUGAACAGCUGGAAGCUGAUCCAGCAAACCCAGCCGGCAAUUCUACUUCCAUCGAGUUCUGUGGUGGAACACACGUGAAACGAUCUGGCCAUAUUGGAGACUUUGUUAUCUCUGCAGAAGAGGCUAUCGCUAAAGGCAUUCGCCGUAUUGUUGCUAUUACUGGGCCUGAAGCAUCAAAGGCAUUGAAGAAAGCGGAUCUUCUGCAGAAGGAAGUCGAUGCUGUGUCCGCGAAGGUGGACGCCUUUGUCAGCCAGAAUGACAAAACUCUUUCUGUGAAAGAGCUGUCUCGCAUCAUUGUCGAUCUUUCAGACGACGUUUCUCAAGCUAACAUCGCAUACUGGAAGAAGGACGACUUGCGUAGCAUUUUGAAGGGUCUAAAGAAGCGAGCGGACGACGUGGAGCGUGCGAUUAAAGCUGCUGUCGUGAAUGACGUUGCCGAGGCUGCCAAGAAAUUGGUCGCAGAACAAGUCAACACUCCCUUUAUCGUCCAUGAAUUCAAUGCCUUCUCAAACAGCAAGGCCCUUGACGGUGCUUUGAAGCAAGUAAAAUCCUUAUCGCCGGAAACUGCUGCCAUUUUCUUCAGUGUAGACGCUGAAGCAAAUAAAAUUGUUGUACUUGCUGCUGCACCCAAGGGUGCGAAUGAUCGUGGUCUCAAGGCUAACGAAUGGGUCGCCGACGUCAGCGCGCUGCUUGAUGGUAAAGGUGGUGGAAGUGCAGGUUCAGCCCAAGCAACUGGUAACAAUCCCGCUGGUUUAGCCGAAGCUAUGAAAAAAGCAAAGGCGUUUGCCCAGUCGAAGCUUGGACUAGAUGCUGAGAUUUCGGCUUCUACAACCAAACUGGGGACUGAACGUGUGGACGGGCCAACGUUGUUUUCGAAAUCUGGAAAUAUUCGUACGAAUAUCGCCUUGAUUACCGCCAAAUACGCUAACAUCAAACUGAAUGUCUCGACCGAUCUACCGUCAUCAACUUUCAUCACAAAUAAGUUACCUGCGCUGUCUGCUGGAGAUGUCACCAUCUCGGGAAUAUCCUCGAUCGCCCUAUUUCUGGCACCUAAGCCUUUGAAGGGAAAAGACUCGCUUGAAGAAGCACAAAUUCUACAAUGGAUUAACCUUGCCGAACAUGAAAUUCUGCCCGCCGUCUUGGCUUUGACAGACAACUCUGCUGCUGCUAAGCCGUCGCAAAAUCGUGCUCGACAAGAAAUUCUUCACUACUUGGACGUUUUGAACAAAGUUCUGCUGACCCGCACUUACCUUGUCGGAGAAACUGUAACUCUGGCUGAUGUAUCCGUUGUCUGCACACUGGUUCCGGUUUUCGAUCGUGUGAUGGACGCCGCCACCCGUUCGAAAUCAUCUAACGUCUUGCGCUGGUACAAUACCAUCACACCGCAGCCAAACGUCAAACAUGUUCUCGGUGAGACAAAGUAAUGGGAAUAACGAGUUGUUGGAACAAAGUAUGCUAAUCUCCAAAACCAGUUCGUAACUCAAAUCCAUCGUUAAUUCUUAACCAGCAUUGCUCUUUUUUUUUAAAUCUCAUCUUGUUAUUUAGAGAUGAAGUGAUAUAUUUUCUUCUUAUCGGUGAUCAGAUACUAUAUCACUUGAGAAUGUUGAUUCGUUCUCCCAACACUAAUUAAGAAUUAUGAUGAUAGUUUUUCUUAAUUUUGUUUUGCCACACGUGUAGUUGGAGAUUGAGAUUGAAUAAAAAAGAAUGGGUCAUCGUA